This is a messenger RNA of Drosophila subpulchrella, 1111 nucleotides long. RefSeq lists its product as uncharacterized. Lineage: Eukaryota; Metazoa; Arthropoda; Insecta; Diptera; Drosophilidae. The transcript is spliced from 4 exons. The coding region runs from base 32 to 796 and encodes 254 amino acids. The record is from RefSeq and is a predicted model, not a curated record.
AUCUGAUCGCGUGUGUCAAAGUUGAGUGAAAAUGAGUGCAAAAAGGGAAGCGAAGCUGGAAGAGUUUUUGAAACAAUAUGAACUAGAAGAUGUUCGGGAUUACCUCGAAAAUGCACAAAUUCAAUAUGGUGACUUAAAAAAUAUUUUAACUGAGGAAGAUUUGAAGGAAGCCGUUCCACCUUUGGGUCCUCGUUUGAGAUUUCGAGAGAAGCUGCUGUCUUGGAGAAAAUCAAUACUUGGACCAGAUGGUGAAUCGCAGUUGCUUCCCACAAACAUAGAAAAAUCAAAGGAGACGCCGCCUAAUUUGUAUUAUAAGGCAAAGCAGGUGCUAGGCAAAGGCUUGGGAACCUUAUUGGCGGAGACCAAUAGAGGGAGAGCUAUUUUGGAUCAAGGAAAAAAACAGAUGUAUUUAAGCCAGAAUAUGAAGAACGAUCUUAUAAGCAUUAUCCUUGAGGAGAUCUUCUCAACAGGGAUAACUAUCAAAUAUUCCGAUUUUAGUCUGUUGCUGGACGAAAUUUGCUGUCACUUACCUGGCGAAGAGAAAUGCAAGGAUUACUACUUCAUUUCCCGAGACGGUAAAAAAAAUCCAUCGGGCAAACUGUAUUCCAAAUACAAAAAUCGAAGAUCAAGGAUCCAGCUAAAUCUAGCACAAAAUGAGUUGUUUGAAAAGUAUGAAGAUUUGGAAAACCAAACCCCUGUAGUCUCAGAAUCGGAUCGUAUCGCACUUUCGCUGAAGCCCUCUCUUAAUAGAGAUGGUAACAAUUGGGACUUAGUGUGUCCAUACAAAAUUAUUUAAAAUUUUAAGUUUUUUUUAAUUUUAGUAAUAACGUUUUUGUUGUUUGCGAAGAAAUUAAUUUACUGAGUUAUGAUAACCACUUUUGUGCAUACCAAGUUGGAAAUAGCACUGAAAAUGUACAUGUAAAAAACAUUCAAGAAUUCAUAUCCCUUCCAAUUCAUGUGUAUACUUUAAAUAAUUCUAAGUCUUAUAUAAGGCUGAAGUAUGUAUGUGUUAUUUCCUUUUUAAGUUUGCAGUAUUAUACUACAAUAAGAAUCAACAAACUCAAUGAUGCGAUACAUUAAAACAAUAAAAUAAAACAAAAAUAAAAUAAAA